Molecule: messenger RNA, 981 nt
Organism: Rodentolepis nana
Lineage: Eukaryota; Metazoa; Platyhelminthes; Cestoda; Cyclophyllidea; Hymenolepididae
Source: the annotation of a GenBank genome assembly
AUGCCAGCAUGGUACGUUGCGGCAUGUAGGGCGAAUAUAACUAGUGGGGGCAUGAUUGCUUCCCUCUCAGAUCAAGAAGUUCAAAGAGAGUUGGGCAUCAGCAACCCUCUUCAUCGGCUCAAACUUCGUGCAGCCGUUCAAGAAAUUAUUGCCUACACCUGCAAUCCGAGAAAUGGAACUUCAAAUUCUGGCACCACCGGAACAUCACCUACUGAUCUGCCCAUUUUACAGGCAAGUCCAAACCACGAGUGGGUUGGCAAUAUAUGGCUAGCGACUCUAGGACUGAUACAGUACCGUCGUCAAUUUAUGGAGUGUCUGGUGGACGGUCGAAUGCUGGAGCAUCUGACUAAGCGUGAUUUACGUGUUCAUCUCAAAGUUGUCGAUGGAUUUCACAGACUCAGUAUCCAAUGUGGUAUUGCCCUCCUCAAGCGUUUCAAUUACGACAUCGAUGCAAUCGAGGAGAGGCGCUCUGCGUGUCUCAAUAAGGACACUGAUCUAAUUGUGUGGACUAACGAUCGAGUAGCAACUUGGCUCACCACACUGGGCGCAUUGGAUGCAAGCAGCAGUAUAGACCAGUCAGGUCUUCACGGAGCUGUUCUUGCCCUCGAUGCUGAUAUGGAUAUUCCCACGCUUGCUGCAAUGCUUCAGAUUCCAAAUUCAAAUAUUGAAACUCGGUUAGUGCUCAUAAUAUCAGUCAUGAAGUAUCACCUGUUCAAUUUGGUCAAACCUUAUCGAAGUCUUCAAUUAUCAUACAUUAAUUUGGACAAUCCAGCCUUCACUUAUGAUGAGAGAGGUGAAGAGUACCCAUGGGAAGAUGAGGAGAUCAGCACGGAAGUAGAGGAUCAAACUAUGGGAUACAAAGAAUCCGUUCCUCAAAGGGGUGGUGGUGGUCCCUCUGUAUCCGACGAACUUUAUUCUACUCCUAAAGCGGGGAAAUCGGUCCCUCCCUCAACCAGCUCCACAAAAGGUCACAUCCACUAG